Messenger RNA from Cladophialophora yegresii CBS 114405, 2544 nucleotides. RefSeq lists its product as uncharacterized. Gene Ontology annotation, biological process: silent mating-type cassette heterochromatin formation. Gene Ontology annotation, cellular component: rDNA heterochromatin; SHREC complex. The record is from RefSeq and is a predicted model, not a curated record. Lineage: Eukaryota; Fungi; Ascomycota; Eurotiomycetes; Chaetothyriales; Herpotrichiellaceae. The transcript has 2 exons. The coding region runs from base 1 to 2544 and encodes 847 amino acids.
AUGGCACCGCAGCCAACUGUUGGCUGGGAAAUCAUCGGCAGAAAGGGCCACUGGCAAAGACUUCAUGUCGAACCUUACAGCGACGGCGAGCAGCGGCAAUGGCCAGCAAAGCCGUAUCGCCCGGGUUCCGAGGAGCGGUACUUGAUUUCCCUGGCCAAAGCCUGGGCCCAAAAGCUAGGCGUUGAACAACCAGGCGUCGAGUACUACCUCGACAAACUUCCUGAUGGCUUUGCCCUCUUCGAAUUGCCUCGAGCAGGGGGCCAAGCACCGUACAAACGACUAUUUGGCCAUCCAAGCGGCAAGUACUAUGACUCGACCUUACGCUUCCAGCCCCAUUUCCUAUGGUUGAUGUUGGGCAUGGAACGAGACUGCGAAUGCAUCCACUGCGGACACUUCAAACAGGAAGCCCCGAUUAGGCAUCGAAUGCGACUUCCUGCCGAGAAGAAAUCUCUGGGCGUCCGGGAGAAAAGAAAACCUCAGCUGCUGGACGAGAGCGACAGUUCAUCAAGAUCAAAUUCUGUCGCCGGCCCAACUACUACUGGCACAUCCAGUCGGCCUCAACGUCAAGUCAGAACCGCUGGUGCGCCUUACGCUCAGGAUGACGAAGGCACCGAGGAUGUUUACAAGCUGCAGCUCAAGACACUAGAAGCCCACAGGGAGAGUAAGAAAGGGAUCGAGGACGAUAUCCGCGAACCCAACUCGAUCGAUUGGAGAGCAGAACACUCUUGGACGCCAUCAGACGCGCAGGAUUGGUUCGGAGUCGAUUUACUUCAACAAAGUCUCACUUCGAUUGAACAUCAGCACUCUUUCGUUCCGCGAGUCGGCGAGCUCGUUCUUUUUUGUCCUAUAUUCCUUGAUCGACACUAUCUGAUGCUGGACGAACGAACGCAAGAGUACAAGUUCUACUCGUUCGAACAGAAAUGCUUUCACGGGUUCCCGGCAUGGCGAGCCGGAGUGGUCUCUGCUAUUCCGUCGGAUACUGCGGCUGAUGGACCGGUGGAUUUCUCCGACAUUCAAGACAUGCCAAAGAAAACCAACAGUCUGAACACUGGCGGCUUUCGAAUCGAGACCUUCCCUGAUCCGAACAACGAAGAGGAUAAAACGGCGUCGAAACAGUACAAAUACCUGCCGCUGCGCAACAUACGACCACUCGGCCACUGGCAGUUGUUGCUUCGAGGCAUCCCGAGAACAAAAUGGCACCCAUCGAUCGAACACGCUCUGACCUGCAUGACCAGCAUUUCCCUCUUAGAGAAGUUUUACUUCAAGGGAGAUUGGGGAAAGGAUAAAUCAGGAAUUAAGAGACCUCAGGCCAGUAUCCGAUGCAAGGGCGUCUAUAUCGGCGCCGAGUUGAUCACAAUCGGAGAUGCGGUGCGGAUAAUGCCGGAGACGAAGGAGGCGGCGUGUACCGAUGUCUUGGUUGUCGAGUCGAUUCGUCUACAUUUGCGAGACAUCAAGCCCGAGCACUUCUUCCCAGACUCUCCUUUACUGUCAACGCAAUCUUACAUUACUCUUGUCGGUAAAGCGUACACGAUUGACAGAAAUCGCUACUUUCAGAAGAAUCCGCAUUCGCAAGCACCUGCUCACGCCAUUUUGGUCCCGCCAGAAGGAGUGAAGACGACCUUCCGACCUGUUGGCUCCGCAUUGUACGGUCCUUGGUACAACCUACACGCUCCUCAAAACCGCUACGAAAUCUCUCAUGACCAGAUACUGGGAAGACUGUAUGAAGCUGCAGCAGUACAACUCUGGACAGGCCAGUUACAGAGAAAGCCCGUCCACGGCGAGAAGUACAUCAAGCCAGUAUUGGACUACGACUUGCAAGGCAUCCAAGAAGGUCGCAUUUAUGCGACGUGUGCCGACGAACGCCUUGAAGAGUCACAUGAAGAACCAUUGCUCUGGUUCUGGGCUGACACUCGUGCUGAGGCGCUAGACUUGCAAAGUAUCAAUGGAGUUGAAGUUGGUAGGUAUGAUAAAGUUCGAGAUAAAGACACCUUGGAACUUUGGAGGACGCAUUUGAAGAUCCUCAGUGGCCAGCAGGUCUCGAUCGACAGUAUUUCCAAAAGUUUCACGAACUUUGCCUCUCUUGACUCCAUCCUGGGUCUCAAGAAGCGUGGCAGGAAAGCCGGAGCUAAAGUCAUCAACAACAAGGUGUACUACCCGGGUGAGCCGGGCUACGAUGAACCGAGUCACGACGGUGGAAGUGCAGUGCAGCUCACACCAAGCAAGCACAAGGGGAGUCAAUUGGCAGGUGCUGCUCUUGUCUCGACAGACGAAGAGGAUAGUGAUGAAGAACCGUUCAUGGAGGCUCAGGAGACGUGGGACCCACCAGUCGAACCACUAUCGGAAAGCCCUGCGCUGAUCCGGCAUGCCAUGCCAAUGCCUACGCAACAGCUGAAAAGACCGAAAACCAAAGCUGAAAUCAUGGCAAGUGCAGCUGAUGAGGAAUCAUUCUCCGACGACGAUGAGCUUUUUGCGCCGCUACCUGUAAGAGGGGGCACGGAGGAAACCGAGGGCGGCGAUUACAACCCCGGAGCUGAUGAUGACUAG